Spathaspora passalidarum NRRL Y-27907 is the source of this 1859-nucleotide messenger RNA. Its product is annotated as mitochondrial 54S ribosomal protein YmL13. The record is from RefSeq and is a predicted model, not a curated record. The transcript has a single exon. Lineage: Eukaryota; Fungi; Ascomycota; Pichiomycetes; Serinales; Debaryomycetaceae. Bases 33 to 755 code for a protein of 240 amino acids. Gene Ontology annotation, cellular component: mitochondrion.
AUAGAAUCGUCACCAAGGAUCAAUCUCUAGCAAUGUUAGCAUCAGUUCUCAGACAACGAGCCGUAAUAAGGUCAUUUCACGCCACACCAGUUGCUCGCUCGUGGAUAGGUGAUAUAUUUGGGAAAAAGAAGCCAGCUGAACUCGAACCUAAAUAUCAAAAGAAAGACAAGAAGGAAAUAGUUGCACAACAAGAUGAAUUGCUUGACGAAAAGACUGGGAAGAUAACCAUCUUAAAUGAAAAAAAUUCACCAAAUUAUGUCAAAUUCGACAUGGAAAAAGAUUUACCUGAUUUCAAGAUUAACCAGUGGAAGAAGAAUGAAGUUCUUUCUCAAGAUCUCGAAAACACUUAUUCUGACAAGGAAGAGUUGAGAAACUUGGUUGCUGGUGUUUAUCGUGAAGCUUCCGGUGAUAAAGAAGUCAACAAGUUCGACAAAGCUGAAUUACACGAUUUGAAAUUCAGAUUCAAGUUGGUUAAGGAAUUACAAUCUGUUUUAGGAUUUGAAUUAAACGAUUAUCAAGUUUCGAAAUGUCAUACUUUGCAAGCAUUAUACGAAGAAAUCGAAGGGGUUGUAAAUAAGAGAUGGAAGAAUGAAAGAAACCCAAGUGCUAUCGUAUUAAGACCUGAAGAUUUCAAAUCUUCCAACAUUUACUUGAACCAAGAAAGAAGUGACAAGCAAAAGCAAAGAAAACUUGCUGAACUCGUUAGAAAAGCUAGAGAAGAAUCAACUGCUGAAGUUCAAGCAACUCAAGCUUAGGUAAAUAGAACACUUGUAUAUAUUAAUCUAAUAAUUAGCAAAAUAAAAUAGUAGCAAUCUUGUAGGUGCAUUAUACCUACUUUCGAGAAACUGAUGCUGCUGGUGGAGGUGAAGGUAAUUCAUGAAGCAAUACAGGAGGAAUAACUUCCUUAAGGUUAGGUUUUUUACCUUGGAUUGCUUCUUCUUCUAAUUGUAUAGUCUUAUAAUAACUCCACUUGAACAAAACCGAGACAAUACAUAAAAACCCAAAAUCUGGCCAUAACACGUCAGGAAACUCAAUGGUACAACCUUCAUUACAUUGCCAGAGCAUGAAAUCACUUAAUCUAGUAUGUCCACUUGUUCUAACCAAUAUAUCCAAAGGAUACACAUCCUUGCCAAAAUAGAAGUUUUCUUCAAUGGUAGCAGCUGUAAUAUCAUCUUGGGAUUCAAUUUCACCAAGAACCCGUUUCUGAACGAUAGACUUAAUUGAAUGGGUGAUUUCAUCACGAGCAGUAUAAGGGAAGCAAACAUGUAAGGUUUUGCGUGAUGAUUUUUCUUUAGUUAUCUGUUCAAUGUACUCUAAAUCUUUUAAAAUAUCAUCAGGGAUAAACGAGCGGUUUCCAAUGACUUUGAUACGAACUUUGUUGUAUCUAGCAUAAGAUUCUUCAUUUUCAGAAAUCAACUUAAGUUUAUCACGAAGCAUUCCAAACAAGGUAUCAACUUCUUCUUUUGACCUAUUAAAAUUUUCAAGGGAAAACGCAUAGAUGGUAACUUGAUCUAUUCCAACCUUGUAACAAACUUCAAGAACCUGAAGGUAGGUUAGUAAAUAAAAGCCUCUUAGUGGCAAGCGGUAUUACAAACUUUAACCAAAGCAUUAGCACCUGCAAAAUGACCAUCUUUCAAAGGAAGACGAUGAUUCUUGGCAUAAGUACGGUUUCCAUCCAUUAUCAAUGCUAUAUGUUUUGGGAUCGGGCCAGUUCUCAUGAUCCCAAUUACGAAAUCUUCCAAGAAACCAACAAUAUAGGCAAACAAUGGGAAUUGGACAAUUAAACGAACUAAAGAGUUUACUGAAUAAGGGAAGAAGUUAGCCGAAGCCAUUGCAAUUGAUUCAAGAGCCUUUGCCUU